Molecule: messenger RNA, 1659 nt
Organism: Eremothecium sinecaudum
Lineage: Eukaryota; Fungi; Ascomycota; Saccharomycetes; Saccharomycetales; Saccharomycetaceae
Gene: RSC4
Product: Rsc4p
Exons: 1
Coding region: 1-1659 (552 amino acids)
Biological process (GO): chromatin remodeling
Cellular component (GO): RSC-type complex
Molecular function (GO): protein binding
Source: RefSeq, a predicted model, not a curated record
AUGCCUCCAAGGAAGAGAAAAAUUUCGGAAGCGGUUGAAAACGUUGCAGAGCAAACUUCUCCCACUAGAAGAUAUGUUGCCGGUAAGCAACCUCGAAGCCAGGAGCCUCUUCCUAUAGUCGAUAAUAGGAAUCCUAUAGAUCAAGAGGAGGAAUUAUUCAAAGAUGAAGACUGGUCAAUCCCCAAGUUAAAUUUGUACAUAACAUAUACUUUGGAUGAUUUGGUCGAGGCAUAUAAGCCGAUUUUCAAGGACUUCAUUAAACUUCCUAGUAGAAAAUUCCAUCCUGGUUACUUCUACAAAAUUGAGCAGCCAAUUUCUAUCAAUGAGAUUAAGAAUCGUGACUAUGAGUAUAAGGAUGGGGAAAAACAGUUUUUGUUGGACGUUGAACUGAUUAGAAAGAAUUGUUUUGCGUAUAAUGACCCUGAUUCGCUAAUAGUGAAGAACUCCAUGCAGGCUGUGAAUUAUGUUAAAAAUGAGGUUCUGAAGGCUAAGAAUAUAACAAGAAAUUACUUGAUAAAUGAUCAGGUCAAAGAGAGACUUUUGAAACAUCUGGAUAUGCUGCUUGAAUCCACCGAGAAAAAGGUGGCCAAAGUCCUAGGUAACCCAACUGACAAUUUAGACGAUAGUAUUAAGCUAAGCGAGCCAUUUUUAGAACUUGUUAAUCAAGAGGAAUUUCCAGACUACUAUGAGGUUAUUCAUAAGCCAAUGUCUCUGACAAUGAUAAAAAGCAACUUGCAGUUGGGAUACUACUCUAAAAUAUACGACUUUUACGUUGAUGUGCAACUUCUUUUCCAGAAUGCGCAGGUCUUUAAUGAACCGGAAGCUUUAAUUUACCAAGAUGCAGAGAAGUUGUUGAAGACCUUUCAACAUCUCAUGUCAGACAGUUUCUUUCCGGAGUUGAAAGAUAGCAGCGAGCGCGGUGAAAUCAAGUUAGAAUACGACAAAAUUGAGUAUGAACAAUAUCUGGCAAAUGCUGGACAUGAUGAGGAGAAUGGAAGCGAUGAAGAUGACAAUGAUGACUAUGAUUUUAAUCAUUACGAAGGACUAGGUAAUGGUUACAAUCGCGCGUUGCUACCCAGUGAUUAUUUAUUGGGCCCAAGCAAGUCCGAAGAAAAAGGUAAAAAUGCUAAAACGGAAGAAAUGGUUUCUACUGAUGUACCAAAAUUUAAUGUUUUGAAGACUAGUAGUUACCAAAGUAAUACUGAAUUACUUCUAGCAAAGGAAGAUGAAAAACCGGAACCAUAUGUACUUAUCGACAAUAUUCAGUUAUCUUCUUCUACUGCAAUCUAUGAACAAGCUUCUAGGCCAUUACAAGGAACUCUUCCAUCCAUAACUCAGAAUUGGGUAGAUUAUUAUUUUGACGGUAAAGAUCUGAAAGACAACAAUAAUAAGUUUGUAUUAACCCUGCCUCCAAUCCAAACAGCAAUCACUUUUAGGGUAAACCUGAAUACAAAAAUAUCAGAACAAACACCAGCGGUAUUUAUGGUUAAUAAAGAGAAAGUUAAUCCUACGCCUACAUUGAGCAUGGAGAACAAUGAAACAAAGCCUCGUUAUGACGUGAGGUUAUCAGAAGGACUAAAUUGCCUGGAUUUUUCAGUGCAAGACUUGGAUCAGAAAAAGACAGAGAGGUUUAAAAUUUGGAUAAGUAUCCUUCCUUGA